AUAUAAAAAAAAAAAAUUAUAUCCAACGACCUUAAAAAAAUCUCUUAAAAAAUCCAGAAGAAGAAGAGAUUUUUGGAAGAUCUUCGUAUCUGUAAUUAGAAAAUAGAAAAAAAACAGGAGCGUCAAUUUUCAUACAGUAGAAAGAGGAAGAAGAUGAAAAGCAGUAAGCAACUAGGGGUGAAAUUUUGAACGUAGUGUGUAGUGCGUUUGAUGUGUGUGUGUGGUGCGGAUGAAAUUGGAGAUUGAGUCGAAAAAUCUUUCAAAAAAGACCAACUUGUCCUCGCUCUUCUUUCGACGUUUGCAACGUUAGUCGCGCUGCUUAGAUUCAACUAACAACCUGUUGUUAACUCAACCUCUUGUUGUUACUCCUGAUAGAAUCUUAACUCGUUAAGAGGUCAUUGUUACGCAGCAGUAACAUUUUAACCGUUCUCUAAGCUUUACAAAUUCACGAAUUGCGUUACGCGAAUUAAAAAGAAAGGAGGAAGGAACCUGUAUUUCCUGCGAUAUCUUGGAAUUGAUUAAGGUGCCAUCGAGUCUGUAGUAAUUUAACUUAAUAAUACGAAAUCGACAAUGGAACUAGCAUCGAACAUGUCCAUUCUACCUGGAACCGAUUGGAACUUCACCAAUCAAACUAUAGAUAUAAUCCACCCUAUACAAGAAAUCGAUUUAGAUAUAAAGGAACAACGAAUAAUCAUUUAUCCUAAAGGAGCUUCGAUUUUUGCAGCGAUAUGUGCAGUUUUCUUUAUCAUUUUUGGAAUUUUAGGCAAUCUCUUAACAAUUCUUGCCCUCUGUAGAUGUGCCAAAUUGAGAAAUGCCACAACGGCUUUCGUCGUCAGUUUAUGCACUGCCGAUCUUCUCUUUUGUACCUUUAAUUUGCCUCUUACAGCUUCACGUUACAUUCAUCAAAGUUGGCUCUUGGGUGAAACUAUGUGCACCCUUUUUCCAUUCUUCUUCUAUGGAAACGUUGCUGUUUCUUUGAUGUCCAUGACGGCCAUUACAAUAAACAGAUAUAUCUUGAUCAAUCAUUAUAGAAUAUACGAUAGAAUCUACCGCAGAAGAAACAUAGCUCUGAUGAUCGCAUUCUGCUGGUUAUUUAGUUUCAGCAUGUUGCUCCCGACAUUAACCAAAACUUGGGGCCAGUUUGGUCUUCAUGAAGAAACUUUUUCGUGUACCAUUCUUAAAUUGGAUGGCAAGUCUCCCAAAAAAUUCCUAUUCGUUUUUGGCUUUCUUCUUCCUUGCAUUGUCAUCAUACUAUCUUAUUCGUGUAUCUUCUAUAAAGUUCGUCAAACAAGGAAAAACAUCGCAGCACAUAGCCCAAAUACACCAACUCAAGCUCCACUUUGCCAUCAAGUUUCUCAACGUGCUGAUGAAAUUCGAUUAACAAAGCUGAUGAUGAUUGUUUUCUUUUCCUUUUUGAUCUGUUUCCUCCCUUUGAUGAUCGUUAACGUGUUCGACAGCAAAUUCAGGAUUCCGGUAAUUCACGUGUUAGCCUCCAUCUUGGCUUGGAUGAGUUCUUGCAUUAACCCCAUCAUUUAUGCCGUUCUAAAUCGCCAAUAUCGUCAAGCGUACAUUCGUUUAUUCUGCCCUCGUGAAAGAAGUACGUCUACAGUUUCGAGAUCGGGGAGUGGUUCAGCGUAUUCUAAGACUUUAGUAUCUGACGUCUUCAUUUAUCAUCCAGCAUCAAACAAAAUGGAGAAGAAGCAGGCAGAGGACAAGAUCUAAGCUUUUUUACAUUGUAUUAAAUUCGUGACUUUCAGUUAAUUAUAAAGUUCUAAAUUACAAUGGAAGAAAGACGACGCGAGAUGAGGUCAUUUAAAAUUGAGAUCCUCGUGUUAAAUGCAUCUGUGCUUGAAGUAGAAAGAGAUGGAGACGACUGUGUUGUUUGGCAACAUAGGGUAUAUGAUAAAUAGGGCAAUCAUCUCACGUUUCGAGUAGAUGAUAAAGGUUUUACCUCAAGGCAUUAGAUACAAAAGACUAAGAUUGAUACUGUUUGCAUGAAACACGAGUCGAUAGAAGUUAAAAUUGAUUUUUCAAUACAGGGGAUGAGUUUUCAAACGGUGUGAGCUUAUAAAUAUUUAUAUCGUUUAACAUAAAAAAACAGCUGCAAUAAAUUGGAUAGAUAUCAAUUACGAAUUUAUUAAAAUAUUAUAAAGUAUUUCCUCAGAUAUCAAAUUCGAUCAGAAAUAAUUUGUCUAGAAUGUUUCCGGUGGGUUUCAAAUUUGUUCAACAAUUCUGCUACGGCUGAUACGUUAUCUCUAUUGGAAUUUUGUUGAAGUGAUCUUAAAUUCCUUUCUCUACAACCAAUCUUGAAGACUUCAAAAAUUUUAAGAAUUUGCAGUUUAUUUAUCAUCAUUAAAACAAAAUUUAAACAUUCGUGUAUAAAAAUGGAGUGAUUUUUGUGUGUUAAAGUGUUCAUUGAGAAGUUUUGUAAAUGUAUAAACUUGAAAUUCGACUCGAAAUUUGCAAAUAAUAAUAAUAAAAUUAAUAAUAAAUCUUAAAAGAAAGUUAUUGACGGCCGUUAUCUUAACGACGGCCGUUAGUAAACUGAUUAUUUCUUUUAAAUUAACGGUUAAAUACAGGAAAUUAAUUGAUUCAUUAUUUAUAUAAUGCUUACUUAAAGAAAGAAAUCAGUUUAAUGUGCUAAAUAUUAUUCUAAAUUACUCAAAUUUUUAGAAUAAUAUAAGAAAAUUCCUAACAAAUAUGUGCUUAUUGCUGAUUAAUAUAAAUUUUAACCUUACUUAAUUCUCAUUUUGCCCAAUUUUUGAGGCAAAAAUUCAUAUUUUGACUCAAAAUUUGUGUAAAAUAAUAACGAACUAAAAUUUUUAU
Molecule: messenger RNA, 2826 nt
Organism: Centruroides sculpturatus (bark scorpion)
Lineage: Eukaryota; Metazoa; Arthropoda; Arachnida; Scorpiones; Buthidae
Product: protein trapped in endoderm-1-like
Exons: 6
Coding region: 571-1722 (383 amino acids)
Biological process (GO): G protein-coupled receptor signaling pathway
Cellular component (GO): membrane
Molecular function (GO): G protein-coupled receptor activity
Source: RefSeq, a predicted model, not a curated record